AUGAAGAGCAAAUAUACAACAGCUCCUAAGCAUAAUAAGGGGUACAUAUAUAGGGAAAGCAUACCUGAACAGUUUUUAUUUUUUUUUCUUAUUUUUUACCUAUUAAUUGUACUGUACGUGCUAAGGAAUACACCCUAUAAGAAUAUAAUCCUUCUGUACAUUGUGCCGUGCGUGUUGCUCUUUAAAGUUUCCUUUAUAUGUCUGCCCAGGUUUAUACACUUUUUGCAUGAGAAGGGAUUAUAUGGUAUAGAUUUGAACAAAAUAAGCAAAGACAAAGUAGCACAACCAAUUGGCCUAUUUCCAUCAAUUUUGUAUUUAAUUUUUACACUUUUCUAUCAGUUGUUAUACUACGAUGACCAUAAAAUUCUGCUAGAGUAUAACGCCGGAUUGUUGUCCAUAAUUUUUAUUACCUUUUUGGGCUUCAUAGAUGACAUUCUCGAAUUGAAGUGGAGAUACAAAGUGGUUCUCCCAUUUUUCGCUAGCUUACCCCUGUUACUGUCUUACUCCGGAAAUACGAACAUUCGCAUUCCCAGUUUUUUAAAUUUCAUAUUUAAGGAAAGGAUUAUAGACAUUGGAUUUUUCUACUAUUUGUACAUAAUCCUGUUGUGUGUUUUUUGUACCAAUGCGAUAAAUAUAUAUGCAGGAAUCAACGGAUUGGAGAUAGGCCAGAGCUUAAUUAUUGCCUUUUUCAUUUCGAUCCACAAUUUGAUAGAAAUCAUCCUAAACAUAGGAACUGGACAAAGCAAAGGAAUCACCGAGGGAGCACAAAUCCUUAAGCAACAUUUCUUGUCAAUUAUAUUUAUACUACCAUUUGUAUCCAUAAACCUGGUUACCUUUUCUUUUAAUUUUUAUCCAUCCAAAGGAUUUGUAGGCAACACAUUAACCUAUUUUUGUGGCAUUUUUUUAGCAGUUCUUUCGAUAUUUGGUCAUUUCUCCAAAACGUUGAUAUUAUUUUUAAUUCCACAAUUUUUGAACUUUUUUCUUUCCCUGCCACAAUUACUUAACUUUGUCCCAUGCCCAAGACACAGAUUACCAGUUGUGAAUCCCAAGACGAAUAAAUUAACAUAUUCUCACAAUUAUACUCUCAUAAAUUUCAUUUUGUAUUUAUUUGGGCCUCUCUCCGAGUUUCACUUAGUGGUAUUAUUACUAGCCUUUCAGUUUGGGACAUGUUCCCUUGGUUUGUUUCUGCGCUACUUUAUCGACACCACGUAG
Molecule: messenger RNA, 1212 nt
Organism: Plasmodium knowlesi strain H
Lineage: Eukaryota; Apicomplexa; Aconoidasida; Haemosporida; Plasmodiidae
Product: UDP-N-acetylglucosamine--dolichyl-phosphate N-acetylglucosaminephosphotransferase, putative
Exons: 7
Coding region: 1-1212 (403 amino acids)
Biological process (GO): dolichol-linked oligosaccharide biosynthetic process; protein N-linked glycosylation
Cellular component (GO): membrane
Molecular function (GO): UDP-N-acetylglucosamine-dolichyl-phosphate N-acetylglucosaminephosphotransferase activity
Source: RefSeq, a predicted model, not a curated record